AUGCCGGUUGACAACACAACUGUCAUCUCCAAACCAGAGCCUGAAUUUUUCGCUUUGACGCCUGUUGAAAGACUCGUCAAAGAAGCCUGGCCUCAAGCACUUCUAGCGCAUGAGAUAAAUCACAAGGCAUAUACCAGCAUAAAAAAUAAGGUUGUCAUUCGAAAAAACAUCAUUUUUGCUAGAAAGCUGUGCAGCGUUCCACGCUGCUCGUAUCAUCAAUUUGACAUCGUGAUUAUUAUUUUUACAUCUUCAUUACCCUCCUACUAUCUUUUCGCUUCCCGUGCUCCAACAUGGCGAGUGUGGGUGCUGGUGUGGGUAAAUCCAGCGGUUUCGACGCGUCGCAAAAUGCGACUAUGGCCUCAACAAAUAACGGCAGCGGAGCGCAGACAGCUCCAAAGGAUAGAAACCUUGAAAACCUGGGGAAACUACCAAAACAGAUUAGACUAA
This is a messenger RNA of Blumeria graminis f. sp. triticale, 447 nucleotides long. The record is from the annotation of a GenBank genome assembly. NCBI's taxonomy places the organism in Eukaryota, Fungi, Ascomycota, Leotiomycetes, Helotiales, Erysiphaceae.